AAAGUAGCCAACAUGGGUUCUGCAAAUCUCUCUUAUUCCCAGCUCCGAAAAUACGGACAAGGUUCUCGUUGCUGCCGGUCAUGCUCUAACCGACAUGGUCUCAUCCGCAAAUACGGUUUGAAUAUCUGCCGUCAGUGCUUCAGGGAGUACGCCAACGAUAUUGGCUUCAAGAAGCUCGAUUAGUCAUUCCCUUGGAAGAAGAAGAA
Molecule: messenger RNA, 206 nt
Organism: Eupeodes corollae
Lineage: Eukaryota; Metazoa; Arthropoda; Insecta; Diptera; Syrphidae
Product: 40S ribosomal protein S29-like
Exons: 1
Coding region: 13-183 (56 amino acids)
Biological process (GO): translation
Cellular component (GO): ribosome; cytosolic small ribosomal subunit
Molecular function (GO): structural constituent of ribosome; zinc ion binding
Source: RefSeq, a predicted model, not a curated record